AUGUCGGCCAACGAAGAAGACUUUACACCUUUCGACCCGGUGCGGUGUGAGCACUAUGCCAGAUUCGCAUCUCACUUGGAUAGAUGGCAGUUCGAUGUCAUGUACUGGCUUUUGUUCGUUUUCAAUCUGUUCAUCCUAUUCCUGGCAGCAUGGAAUUACACACGGACAUUGGACGCUGUGAGCGAACUCCCCGAGACGGACGCAAAAAGGAAAAAGGCCAUCAAGCAUUGCAUCUGGUUCAACUUGGGAUGCGUUUGCGUCUCAUUAGCGACGGUCAUUAUGGAGGUCUUCACCUUGAUGGCAUUGCAGUUCUGCGACGGCGAGGACCUCAUGUCGCUGUACUGGUCGACUUUCACCAUGAUUCAGGUCGGAUCUCUCAUUGCAGUAUGCGGAGUCAUUCUGGCCCUUGUCCACCAGCUGAGACAACGCAAGAACCCUCCAUGGGCUCUUGCUCUCGGCACACCCGUCUUGGUCAUCGCGGGUUUGUUCCACUACUUCCACACAUGCAUGGUCCGAAGAGUCAAGAAGGCGUCAGCGAGAAAGAGGAAGAUGAGCGACGCCGGAACGCUCCCCAUGAGCCAAGUGUACGUGCACCUUUCCACCCCGGGAAAUUGGAACACUAUUCAAGCCGAGUCUUCUGAUGAGGAUGAUGGCAUUCAAGGAGCUGAAAUUAUCGGGCUCACGAUGGACGGCGGCCCAAUCAUCCAUUUCAAGGACGCCGUGCCUUACAACUUGCCGAACAACAGCGAAAUCAUCGGGCGCUGCUCCAACGACAAGCCCAUUGUUAUCUGCCGCCGCGAUGGCUUCCAGCUGAUUUACAAUGGCACGGACGAGAGAGCGCCUUCUCCCAACCCGGCAACUAAGAGCACGGUCAAAAACAAAAGUCUAGAUCCCGUCAGAUCAGCCGCCUACGGCUACACCCCACCUUACACCACGCAUACACAUAUCUGGACGACUAUGACCAACAACGCCCGUUACCGCCCACAGUCAUGGCACAGCCCUUCUGAAGCCUUAUUCUCCACUGGCCUGCGUCCUAUCCAUUUUGGCUUUAUCCCUUUUCGGCCUCUUAUCAGGGUGAUCCCUGCCACAUAG
Colletotrichum lupini is the source of this 1092-nucleotide messenger RNA. RefSeq lists its product as uncharacterized. The transcript is spliced from 6 exons. The coding region runs from base 1 to 1092 and encodes 363 amino acids. NCBI's taxonomy places the organism in Eukaryota, Fungi, Ascomycota, Sordariomycetes, Glomerellales, Glomerellaceae. The record is from RefSeq and is a predicted model, not a curated record.